Messenger RNA from Papilio machaon (common yellow swallowtail), 1239 nucleotides. RefSeq lists its product as uncharacterized. Lineage: Eukaryota; Metazoa; Arthropoda; Insecta; Lepidoptera; Papilionidae. The coding region runs from base 383 to 868 and encodes 161 amino acids. The record is from RefSeq and is a predicted model, not a curated record. The transcript has 3 exons.
CUGAACUCAUGAACCGGUUCAGAGCUGAUUCACACAUGGCACAUGCCAUCCUGACACUGCCUGUGUCAGAAAUCGCAAUUACGGCAAUUACAAACAUAUAAAAUAUUACAGUAUUAAUAUGUGUGAUAUAUAAUUUCCUACAAAGUAGCGCUUUUAUAAUUCAUUGUAACGCGAAAAUAACAUCGUUCAUAUGUAUUCUGACCAGAUUCUUUUAAAUAUUUAAUAUUCUCUUUAACUCGUUUACAAUUACUUUAUAUUUCCAUAAAAUUUUGAUUUGACACAGUAUUAUUCGACGUUCAUACGUUGUGCGAAUAUAUAUGUAUUAACGAAUCAUACAUCAAUAAGCUUUGAUAGACGAAUAACGUUUAAAGUAACAUCUGCAAUGGAAGUGGAACCAUUUAUUGCUAAUGGAGUUCGUAUAGACUCCAGUUGGAUUGAGCAAAUCAUUUUGCUUCUAGUGGAUGAGUUUGAUAUAUGUAUAGCAUGGGACGUAGAUGCUGCAGUAUUGACAGGAGCAUUUGCCUUAGUGGGAGGUGUGUUGGGGGGGUAUGCUGGGGGCAGAGUAGGUGCUGCUAUUGGGGCUGGUGUUGGAGGCAUCUCGGGAUAUGCUACUAGUAGACUUGUCUCAUUGAGAGAUGUAUGGGAUACUAUUAAAAGAAAUCUAAAAGAGCUGUUUUAUAUUAUUCUAAACUUCUUGGCUAGACUGUCUCCUGAUGACUAUAUGUGGGCAUUUGAGAUGUUGAUGUCAUGUGCAGCUAGUCGGCGAGAGCUGGUUAUGAAGAUAAUAGAAUUUAUAGCACAGAAAUUAGGACGGGAAGUCAUUUCUCGAAUUACUACUGCACAAUCUAUGCCUAUAAACGGCUAUUGAUCGUAAAUCUUGUAUUGUUUUAAUGUUUUAAGCACUUUUUUAUUGCUCAAAUAGAUGCUAGGAUAAUAUAAAUAUAUAUUUUUGAAAAUGAUAUCUCAGUAGAAAUAUUAAUGUAUUUUUUUAAAAACUAAUUUGUUCUGUUAACACAUUCAAUGCCACUAACCCGGAGUGGUAUAUGUGUUAAUUUUUUUUCUCAUGAUCUUGUACCUUUAGACAAUGUAGGGAGAACGUUAGACAACAUAUUUAUAACUACGAAACCGUCCUACAAUCUUUACUUAUUGUGUAAUGAUUUUUUUUAAAUAUUAAAUCAAACAACUUGAUACUAUAAUGUACCUACAGAUGUAACUAAAAAUGCCACAUCUAUAUAUAUA